Molecule: messenger RNA, 1172 nt
Organism: Aspergillus saccharolyticus JOP 1030-1
Lineage: Eukaryota; Fungi; Ascomycota; Eurotiomycetes; Eurotiales; Aspergillaceae
Product: putative pyrimidine 5'-nucleotidase
Exons: 5
Coding region: 90-968 (292 amino acids)
Biological process (GO): pyrimidine nucleobase metabolic process; nucleotide catabolic process
Molecular function (GO): nucleotidase activity
Source: RefSeq, a predicted model, not a curated record
GUUACUUACUUAGUUAUUCGCAUAAUCUCCGUACGAGUCUCUGUAGUGGUUUUUCCACUCAUCUUCUCUACGGCGCAUCAGCUUCGGCUAUGAAGUAUUCCAUUCUAAGCGCCUGUUCUCAAUCAUCCUUUACUUCUGGCGCCUAUCGCGCUAUCCAGACUGCCUUCUCGUCCCCGCGAUUCCCGACCUCCCUUCGCGCCGCUCCAUUCCCUCGGUUUCCUCCUCCUCGUGUGCCACAUCCCCAGUUCCGACGAGCCAUGACGACCGCCAAUACCCAGUCACCGCGGGACCCGCGACCAGUGUUCUUCUUUGACAUUGACAACUGCUUGUACUCCCGAGGAUGCAACAUUCACGAUGAGAUGCAAAAACUGAUCAACGACUUCUUCAUCAAACACCUCUCCCUCUCCACCGAGGACGCGCACCACCUGCACAUGAAAUACUACAAGGAAUACGGGCUCGCGAUCGAGGGCCUCACGCGGCACCACAAGAUCGACCCGCUGGAGUUCAACCGCGAAGUCGACGACGCGCUGCCGCUGGACGAGAUCCUGAAGCCCGAUCCGCAGCUGCGGCGGCUGCUCGCGGACAUCGAUCGCAGCAAGGUGCGGCUGUGGCUGCUGACGAAUGCCUACGUGACCCACGCCAAGCGCGUGGUGCGUUUGCUCCAGGUGGAGGAUCUGUUCGAGGGCGUCACCUUCUGCGAUUACUCGCAGACGCCCCUGGUGUGCAAGCCCAGCCAGGAGAUGUACGAGAAGGCCGAGCAAGAGGCUGGGGCGUCGAGGCGGGAGGAGUGUUAUUUUGUUGAUGAUUCCGGCUUGAACUGCAAACACGCCGCCGAGCGCGGCUGGGCUGUGGCCCAUCUCGUGGAGCCGGGACUCCCCGCGCCGCAGGAGCCGGCGUCGCAGUUCCAGAUUUCGAGUCUCGAGGAGUUGAGGACUUGUUUCCCUCAUUUGUUCAAGUCGACCUCGUGAGGUGUGCGGUACGGUGGGUAUACUCUAGUUGCAUUUUUUUUUCUUGUCUGUUUAUAGUAUAGACUUUGAUUGAGACAGCCUCCGCGGCUCUUGCAUGGACCUGAAGACUUUAUGAGGAAUAUGAGUGACCCUUAGAAGAUGAUGGUACUUGGUCUGGGGGUAACCACAUUUACGCGAUAGAAUUUGUGGGAUUCAAGACUGGUC